UUAUCAAUGUAAUUAGGUACAGUAAGCUAAGGAAAACCAAACUAAAAUGGCGUGUAAAACUUCUUACGAACUACAUCACAACUUCCCUAGAUUAGCGGAAGAAACCGGAUUUGCUUUCAAUACACAUAGGCCGCGGAUUCACAUAGACUGGAAUAAGAUAAGACUAAUCGAUAUCGACAGUUUAACAAGAGACCGGAAAUUCGCCUUACUAGAACAGCAUGUGAACGACAUUUUGGACUGCGUGUUGGAGUCAGAAUUUGACGUCCGAAUACUCGACGAAGGUGUGGUGAAACUGUUCCGCUUGGCUCAGCUGGCCGUGGAGUAUCAGCAGUUCUGCCGGCACUACCUCGACCGCAGCGUGUUUGUGCUGCGGCAGGAGCUAGAUACGCUCGCACAGGAACUUGCUAACACGAAGAAAGAUUUGCACGAAAAAGAAGACGAACUUAGAAAGACACGAAGAAAAGGAAAACCUCAGUACAAACCCCUUCUUCCUUAUGGGAACGAUAAUAUUGCGGCAAUGAUAUUAAAAACCCUCACAAAUAAAGCAGACAUCUUCCCGUCGACUGCCAGUGGCGAAGUCCCACAGUAUAACAAAUGUCGCUUUUGUGAUAAAGUUUUUCUGAACCAACUUUACCUUAAAAGUCAUAUUUCAAGGAGACAUGCGAACCUCAUAGAUGAACCUCCAGAAAGAGACGUGAAAGAAACUGAAGUCACACAAGUUAACACAAUUGGUAAUGAAAAUAUUAAGCUCAAUGAAGAGAUAAACCAGCUAAAACUGAAAAUUAAAGAAAUGGAAAUAUUAAUCACUAAUAAUAAUAAAGUUUUGAUAGACAGCGAAGUGAUAAAAGGUAAUGAGAGAAAAAAUGAUAAAUCUAAAGAAAUGAGAGAUGUUGGGGUGUAUGCUAAUAACGAUGAUGUCUUGAAAAAGCUAGAAGAAUGGAAAAAGACGGAACAAGCUAACCACACUAAAGAGAUCGACUUGCUACGUAAUCAAAUUUUCGAAACAUUAAAUAGUUUUAAAGUGAAGGAAGUUGAAAAACCUGAUGAAAGUGAAAAAACAAUAAUAGCACAACUACAUAAGACAAUAAAAGACCAGGGUGCGGAAAUACUAUCAUUGCAACAGGCGCUAACUGAAACAAAAAUGAAAAGUGACAAUGAUGACAUGGAACGUAAAACAGUGAUUGAGGAACAAAUGUUACACUGGGUGCGAAGAGACGAAGCUCAAUCAAAGCAGUACGAAAUGCUGGUCCAUAAGUUAAACGAAGUAGCGAAGGAAGCACGGGAAUCAAGAGCAGCCGCCGAGGCAGAGCGCCAGCGAGCGGGACAACUGGAGGCUCUGCUGAAGGAACGCCUGCGCCAGACACACACCGGCGGCUCCUCAGAUGGCGGUUCGGUUUCCAAUGUACAAGAAGAAAGUGAUGAUACAGAUCCAUUAGACGAACCAAAAAAGAUUACCUCACCAAAUUCAGCUGUGAAGCAUAAUAGUUUAGAACAACUACAUCGCAAAGCUCAGGAACUACUAAACAUGGACUCGAGUUCUACAUCUGAUGGGUCUAGUUCUGAAAGGUUUGUCGAUAAUAAGACAGCUACCAACACAUUAAGAGAUAAGUCUGCAUCAAAAGCACACAUGAAGAAAUACUUGAAUCAAAACGAGGAUAAGACACCACCGUCAAAGAAAACGAACACAGAAAUAAAUAAGUCCAAAUCUUUCUCCAGUAAGAAAACCAAUGACAAGAGAAUAGUUGCCCAGAAACAAAAAAAGACAAAGAAAGAGCCAUCGCAUCAGAAGGAACAAGCAAAAUCAUCUCCGCAUUUGAUUAUGAAGCAACAAAACGGCCCUAUACUUACACCGGGAAGCCCCCUAAAGGUGGUUCGCGCUAAAAUUACAGAAGAAGUUAACAGCAGACUGGUACAAGCCGGCGUGGACCCACUCAAGAGUAGACUAAGCCAGAAUGUUUUUCAAAAACAGAAAGCACAAUUACAACAGCAAUUAGAAGUAAAAACGAAGAAAUAUCCUGCUUACGAACAAGUAAGAUACACUAUCAUGGCAUAUUUGGAUUCAGAUGCUUCUAGUAAAAAGGGAGACGUUACGUCCGAAAACAAUAUGGCGGCUCCUAAUGCUUUAACUAAAGCAUUUAGUUUGAGUUCCAUGAUAUCAAAUGUUAAAAGUAAGGCAUUAUCUUUGGUGAAAAAUAAAGAGGUAAAAUCUAAGAGUGAACACAAGAGCUCAAAGUCUGAAUUUGCAAAAAAAGCUCUGAGAUUGCUAAAGACUCCGCCUGAAUCCCCAGUAGUUUCAAACGUUCAUCACUCGAGUCCUCCUGUUUCUGAUGAUGAUGAAAUAUUUGACAAGAAAAUUGACUACACGGCGGCAACUGAAGAUAAAAAUGUGAAGCCACGUCUGAUCAAAAGAAAAACUAAUUUGCCAACCCAAGCUCACCUGGAAAGUGAUUCGGAUGAUAGUCCACCUAAUACCAAUCCAUCUAUCCCCCGCAGGCCAGUACGGUCUAUAGACAACUUGAUAAGGUCCCCUGCUCGAAGACCUUCAUCAGCAACUACAGACUAUGGUAACACUGUUCUUAAAUACACUAGUCCCAGUAACGACGAUCAUUUGAUUCGUACACAGUCCGCGACAGACAUCUUGGAGUUCAGGGGCGAAGAUAGAGAAAUCAAUAAAAAAGAACAGGUGACUCAGAGUAAUCAUGAUAUUCAACAGCUUUUAGAGAUUCACAAAGCAGCCAAAACUUCGCCUAAACAAACCAAGGGCGUUUUGAAAAAUGCAUCUUCGACAUCGUCACUCAAUAAGAAGAAAGUACUAUUCGAUAUGGAUGCUAUACAAAUGAAAUCAGUUAGCGCGUCUCCUUCACAAAGCAUAACUGAAAAAAGUGAUGAUAAAUACGAACUGGGGUUGAUCAACAUCGGAGACGAUGAAUGGGAUAUAUCGAGCAUCGAAAAUGAACCAAUAAAGAGUGAUACAAAGAUUCGCGUGAAUGUCACACAAAGUCCAAAGAUAGCCGAACUAAAGCAAACUAUAGAAGCUCAGUUAGCUCGUCGGAGCGAGACACCGUCCACCGCACUUUUUGGAGGAGUUGACGUAUUGAAAGGGCCUAUGACCAAGUCUUCCAACAUCGGCGGGAGCAACACAAGUCUUGGAAGCUCAAUCUUGGACGAAUCGGACAGUGCCAAAGUAUUGAGCCAUAAACACAUAAGCGUAGUGAAACCAAAACAUAACGCUGAAAGAGAUGACAGUGAAUUGGAGAUUUCUGAUUUCAGCGUUGAUGGAGUGACUAAUAAAAAUGAAAAAUAUUCAUUUUAGAAUAUUUUUCAUUUCUUUGUAAUAAAUACACACAAAUAGUCAAAAGUUAAAAAUAAUAUUUACCUGUUUUGCCUCCUGACUAUGCGUGAAUAGUGGAAACUUCGCUCGUAACGUUGACGUGUGACUUCAGUUUCUCAACACAUACGAGUAUAACACAUACGAGAGCUAACAUUGUUACGUGCCUACAUGUAGAACGA
This is a messenger RNA of Leguminivora glycinivorella, 3510 nucleotides long. It is a transcript of the gene DZIP1, whose product is annotated as cilium assembly protein DZIP1L. The record is from RefSeq and is a predicted model, not a curated record. Gene Ontology annotation, biological process: cilium assembly. The transcript has 9 exons. Lineage: Eukaryota; Metazoa; Arthropoda; Insecta; Lepidoptera; Tortricidae. Bases 47 to 3313 code for a protein of 1088 amino acids. Gene Ontology annotation, cellular component: cytoplasm; ciliary basal body.